CUAAUAAAUUCAAGCAGAAUGCUAUAAGGGUUACGGGUUUUAAAGAAGGAAAACUACUUGUGAGAUAUCUAGGGUUGCCUAUGAAUUCUGACAAGUUGUCUAGUUGUAAAUUUGAAGUAUUGAUGGAUAAGUAGACUAGUUGAAUUCAUUCAUGGCGAGCAAAUAAACUCUCUUGUGUAGGCCGGAUUAAUUGGUCUCAUAUGUUAUUUACUAUUUAAUAUAGUAUUCAAUGAACAUCUUUGUGUUGCCUAGAAAGGUCAUUGAUAUUGUGCAUAAGAUUUGCUCAGAAGAUUUGUGGGUUGGGGAUGGGACGAGGGUUGUACAUGGUUUGGGUGGUUCGGGUUUGGUCAUUUUAAUCACCCGAUCCAUAUACUACGGUUUUGAAAAUAUUAAAUCCCAACCCACCCAAAAAAAAUUAAAACCCUAGUUGAAGACAGGUGACUCUAACACUAGUUUUUUUCAUAGAUCUAUGAAAAUUAGGCAGCAGAGAAAUACCAUUCGCUCUCUUCUUGAUGAGAAGGGAGUAAGAGUUACUGAUACACCUUCCAUGAGCUUAGUUAUUGUUUCUUUCUAUCAGAAUCUCCUUGGGAAAUCUAAUCCUCUUGUCAAAGCUGAGUCAGUAGGGUUUUAUCAACAACUCCUGGAGAAGAAACUCUCACAUGAGCAAGUCUCUGAUCUUUAUAGGCCAGUUACAGAUGAAGAAGUGAAAAGUACUAUAUUUGGUUUCAAUGGGGAGAAAGCCCCUGGCCCAUAUGGAUAUUCUGCUUGUUUCUUUCAAGCUUUCUUGAGCAUAGUGGGCUCUGACAUCACAUAUGCCAUUCAACAUUGUUUUGAUUCCUCCGACUUUCCACUCGAGCUAAACUCCACUCUUCUUGCUCUUUUACCAAAGACAAAGAACUCUGAAGAGAUGAAGAAUUUUAGGCCCAUUUCCUGCUGCAAUAUACUCUAUAAAACAUAAAUGCAUUGCUAAAAUAAUCUCCUCUAGGCUGAGUACUUGUUUGCCUCUUGUGAUUAGUGAGAACCAAACUGCGUUUGUGAAGACAGGGUGAUUGGAGAGAAUAUUCUCCUUGCUCAUGAACUUGUCCAGAAGUAUACUAGAAAAAAAAUUUCCUUAAAAGUAUAGUCAAAGUAGAUUUAAUAAAAGCCUUUGACUCAGUGGAUUGGAAUUUCUUAUUUACUGUCCUUGAAGCUAUGGGGUUUCCUAUGGGGUUAAUUAAGUGGAUUUACAUGUGUGUCUGAUGACUCGAUAUUUGCACAUGUUUUCCCCUUUGUUUCUUGAUUGUUUGAGAUUUAAUUAUUGCGUCUUUGGCCUAUUUUACGCUAGGUUGUGUUCCUUUGUCACAUUUCAGGUCCUAGCACAUAAAGUGAAGCAUAGGCGCAAGUUUCAAGUCAAUCAGAGAUCAAUUGGCGAUUAGGGAGAAGAAACUCGGGCAUGACCUGAAGAAGAAUGAAUUUCUACCUCACUUUAUGGACAAAUAAUCAUGCAAGCUUGUCAUGAAAAGAAAGAGGACGAGACUACGAGCGUCUGGGAUCAAACAGCGACUGAUUCGGAGUCCGGACGAGGGAGAAACGAAGCAUUGAAUAUAGGGGAACAGGUUCGGCAGUAAAAACACGGGCGCGCCUAAAUUAAAACACGGCCGUGCCCAUAUUUAGGCACGACCGUGUUUUGCCCGACGAGCGUGGGCGUGUUUUUAACACGGGGCAAAGCACGGGCGGGCAAAACCAAAGCACGGCCGUGCCCUCGACCGUGUUUUGCCCAGAAUCGGGUUUUUUAACCCAAAUUCGAGCCAAAGGAGGGGGAGAGCUGGGUUUUGGAUCCCAAACACCCAAGGGACGAACCAAAGAGAGAAAGGGCGAUCUGAGGGCAUUCUAAGAGUGGAAUUGGAGGAUUUCUUCGCCUUGGAAGCUCGAGGAACAAGCCCGGACUUGAAGACUGAUCAUCUGAAGAUUCUUACUUCAGUCUCUCUCUUCUCUAUGGAGUAACUUCCCUUCACUUAGGUUUUGAGGAACCCUAGAUAUGUUUGUUUGAUUGGAUGAUUGUAUGAGUACUCUGACUUGAUAAUCUUGAUUUCAUAUUCAAUCUAUGCAUGUUUUCAUGAUUCAAUUAUGCUUUAGUCGAGAUUAUUGAUUCUGUUUUGAUCCUAUGAGAGGGAAUACCUGAGUAGGUCAAUAGAGCACCAUAGAUUGAUAGUAGUGGAUCGAUUGCUUUAGUCGAGGGUUGAUUCACUGCUUUGUAUCGAUUGAGAACCUCUUUCGAUAGAGGGAGUCUAGUUCAGAACGCCUUGAUCAGUUGUUCUAGAGAAGGAUACGUCCCUCUAGGCAAUUGACUCAAGAGGGCCUUGUUCCUUUAGUCGAGACUCAAGGUCUAGUCAAGGAUUCUUCGCAUUGUGAAUGAAAUUGAAACAGGUUAGAAAUCAUCAAUCGUUAGUCUGGCUAGUGGCUAGGGGGAAUCAUACCUAAGUGAGUUCCCAACCUGUAAUUAGAUUAACUUUAACUGUAGUUUGCUAGAGUAGUUUUAGUUCUUCCUUAUUAAUCUGGUUUGCUAAAUAAUAAACUGAAGCUGAGUAAUAGUAACUCUAGAGACCCGUGGAUUCGAUAUUUAUCACUUGAGCCACUAUACUGCAGUCCCUUUCAUUGGUUACACUUGGCCUUUGUUAGGAGUUGUGUCGUAGCGAGUCAGUGUCACUACUCCCAAACUUAGUGUGUGUUUCAAUUGGGGAGUGGUGGGGUAUUUCUUUGCAAAGAAAGGGCUUAGGCAAGGGGACCCUAUGUCCCCCUACCUGUUUGCCAUUGCCAUGGAGGUUUUCAGUUGCCUUAUGAGGGAGGCAGCCACGGUAAAGAAACUCAAUUUUCACUCUAUGUGUAAACGUAUAGGGUUAACCCAUCUUAUGUUUGCGGAUUACUUACUCAUAUUCUCUUAUGGGUCAAAUCAUGGGGUUCAAUGUAUUCAUACAGUCCUUGCUAGAUUUAGAGAUCUUUCUGGCCUUGUUUCAAAACCUGCAAAAUGUGAGAUCUUCUAUGGAGGUUCACCUAAGGAAUGGCAGGUCCGUAUGGCUAACAGGGCUGGGUAUAAACUUGGGGAACUCCUUGUGAGAUACUUGGGGGUUCCUUUGAUACCUGACAAGUUAACUAUUAAGGCAUGUCGCCCAUUAAUAGAUAAAAUCACAAACAAAAUUAAAGGUUGGGGUGCUAAAACACUGCGUUAUGCUGGCAAGGUUCAGCUUGUGCUAUCUUUCCUCUAUAGUCUUGCUCAACUUUGGAUGGCUAUCUUCAUUCUCCCCAAAGUUGUUAUCAAGGAGAUUGAGAAAAUGUGUAGUGAUUUCCUCUGGGAUGUUGGUUCAAAUGAUAGAAAGAUGGCAGUUAUGACAGAUUAACUUACCCAAAGAAAGAGGAUGGUCUUGGUCUAAGGGACCUUAAGAGCUGGAAUUUUGCCUGCAUUGUCAGACAUAUAUGGGACCUGCUAUUGUCUUCCCCAGAAACUCACCAACAUCUUUUUUCUGCCUGUGUGCAUUACAAGGAGCUUUUUAUUAGCAUGUUUAGUAAACACACUAGCAGAUCACCUUCUUCAGACUGGUCUAUGAAAGUUCAGUGGGCUAUUUCUCAAUUUUCUGGCUCCUCCCCCAUCUCGACAACAGGGAGGGUCAUUUGGCAAGCAAUGAUCAGCUCUAUAUGGAGGGACAGGUGCACUGCCAGACACAGUAACAGGAAAUGAAACUGCAGAGGUGGUGCUUCAGAUUAAGAAAAACACCACUAUUGUUUGUGGAGCAGAUACUGCAAGUCACUUCUUUUAACUACUCUUUUGGUUCUAUAAAUAUGUAUUAGUUUACAUGUUCAAUUUCCCUGUGGUGAGGGUUGUUCACCACAACAGUACCUGUUUUUUAUGAUAUAUAUACCACAUCCAUUCAUAGAAAAUAAAAUUAAAACCCUAGGGUUUGCUUAUAAUUCAGUUGAGUCGGGUUGGAGAUACUUUUAAUUAAAAACCCAACCAACACAAAAGGCAAUUAUUCAACAAUACAAAAAUAUUAUAUAAUUUUUAAAUUUUUAAACAAAGAAAUAAGGCAAAAAGUAUCCCUAUGCCAAGAUACAAGAUUAAAUUGGUGUGGGAAGAGCUUAGAACUAGAGGUGGAGUAUUACCUGUAGACACCACAUUUUGUCCGGGAUAAUUGAUUUAUUGAAAAUAAUUAUUCUAACAUCGUACUACGAUUAUAUUUAAAAGGGAAGUUGAAGAUAGUUUGGUUGAGACUAGCAGUUGCAAGUCAAUAUGAACCAACAAUUAUCAAAUUUGCUCCUAGUCGAUUCUAGGGCAUAGUUAGUUAAGAUGGGAUCAGUUUAAGUUAAGAUUAGAAGGGAGAAAUGACUAUAGUGCAAAUUUGGUUGCUCGAGUUUGGAUUUGGAUUCGGUAUUGGUAAUGGAACAAAUUGAAUGGCGGAAUGAGCUUUAUUAUCAAAAUUUCAAAGUUGAUACAUCGUACAACUAGGGUACUCUGAAUAAAGCAAGAAUUAAAUGACUAAUGCUAACUCUACAAAAUUUGGGCCAUGCAAUUUGAUUUGUACAUAUAUAAUUACAAAAAGAGAAACACUUGGGCCUUGAGGCAAGAAUCUGGUCCACUGGCCCAGCUUUUUCAAUCAACGAAGCCCAGAUACCUGAAAAAAUGAGAAGAGACCAUUUAGUCCAAUUACAGAUCUGAUUAAGCCCAAGCCCAAGUCGGCCCAAACCCAAAGCCCAAUUCAACCUAACCAGUUCGGUCCGAAAAGAAUAACCACAAUCCGACCCAGACCAAUUUGGUCUAACCAAAUCCUAUCUACAAUCGACCAGGCACACUCUUCAAAGUCAUAUUAAAAAAUUGGACGAAUCAAAUAGUGACAAGUGGCGGUUUGGUUUGCUAUAAAUGAGCUCUUCAGGCUCUUUGUUUUGAGAGGACGGAUUGGAGGAAGAAAAAGACAGAAAAAAUAGAAAGAUACACAUUGCAAAGAGAUCGUUUUGUUCUUGCCCUUAGCCGAAGUUCAGUGGGGAGACUGUGAAAUUGAAGAAGCAGAUUUGAAGAUCGUUGUACGGAAAGGCCAUUCUUAGGCCUUGUUCCAGGUUGGUACUUGUAUCAACUUCAUUUUAUCAAAUUUAUACAAUCGUUAUGAUUGUUAUACAAUCAUCCAUCUAUUUGCAUAUUUAUACUCUUUGAGUAUUUUCCAAUACAAGCUAUGUGAUGGU
Molecule: messenger RNA, 5205 nt
Organism: Linum trigynum
Lineage: Eukaryota; Viridiplantae; Streptophyta; Magnoliopsida; Malpighiales; Linaceae
Source: the annotation of a GenBank genome assembly